This is a messenger RNA of Vitis vinifera (wine grape), 1822 nucleotides long. RefSeq names its product pectin methylesterase PME1. NCBI's taxonomy places the organism in Eukaryota, Viridiplantae, Streptophyta, Magnoliopsida, Vitales, Vitaceae. Gene Ontology annotation, molecular function: pectinesterase activity; pectinesterase inhibitor activity. Gene Ontology annotation, biological process: cell wall modification. The record is from RefSeq and is marked provisional.
CAUAAUGGCUUCUUUACUCAGGACAAGGUUGUCCCAAUUCUCCCUUUUCUUUACUAUCUUCUUCUUUUUCAUUUCUUGCAGUUCUAGUACAUUUGCUAGCAGUUCUGAUGAAGAGGCUAAUCUGAAGCUUCUUCAGUCUCAGUGUUUGGCGGUUCCUUCCUCGGCUUUUAUCAGUUCACUCAAGUCCACCAUUGAUGUACUUCGAGGGACUAUGUCAGUUGUGUCCCAGUUCACUAAAGUGUUCAAUGAUUUUCGGCUUUCUAAUGCCAUUUCAGAUUGCCUUGAGUUGCUGGAUUUUGCAGCUGAUGAUCUGAGCUGGUCCCUUUCUGCCAUUCAGAAUCCUAAAGGUAAAGAUAACGGUACCGGCGAUCUGGGGUCGGAUUUGAAGACAUGGUUGAGCUCUACUUUCACUAAUCAGGACACAUGCAUAGAGGGAUUUGUUGGUACCAAUGGAAUUGUCAAGACAGUGGUAGCUGAAAGCCUGAGCCAAGUAGCUUCAUUAGUCCACAGCCUUCUUACUAUGGUCCAUGAUCCAGCUCCCAAAGGCAAAUCCAAUGGCGGUGGUGGCGGUGUGAAGCACGUGGGCAGCGGUGAUUUUCCAUCAUGGGUUGGCAAACACAGCAGGAAGCUCCUUCAGGCCUCAUCAGUGUCACCAGAUGUUACAGUAGCUGCAGAUGGAACUGGGAAUUAUACUACUGUGAUGGAUGCAGUCCAAGCAGCCCCUGAUUACAGCCAGAACCACUAUGUAAUCUACAUCAAGCAAGGCAUUUAUAGGGAGAAUGUGGAGAUCAAGAAGAAGAAAUGGAACCUGAUGAUGGUCGGAGAUGGGAUGGGCGCUACUGUCAUUACUGGAAACCGGAGCUACAUCGAUGGCUGGACUACAUAUGCAUCUGCAACCUUUGCUGUUAAGGGCAAAGGAUUUAUUGCAAGAGACAUGACAUUUGAGAACACGGCAGGACCAGAGAAGCACCAAGCGGUAGCAUUGAGGUCCGAUUCAGACCUUUCGGUCUACUACAGAUGCAGCAUGAGGGGAUACCAGGACACACUGUAUCCCCACACGAAUCGUCAAUUCUACAGAGAGUGUAGAAUCAGUGGCACCGUCGAUUUCAUAUUCGGUGAUGCCACGGUGGUCUUCCAAAACUGCCAAAUCCUGGUGAAGAAGGGCUUACCAAAUCAAAAGAACACCAUCACCGCCCAAGGCCGCAAAGACCCUGCUCAGCCCACGGGCUUCUCAAUACAAUUCUCCAACAUAUCAGCAGAUUCUGAUCUUCUGGCUUCAGUGAACUCCACACUCUCGUACCUUGGUAGGCCAUGGAAGCAAUAUUCGCGUACCAUCAUCAUGAAAUCCUACAUCAGUGAUGCCAUUAGGCCAGAAGGAUGGCUAGAGUGGAAUGGGGAUUUUGCUCUGGAUACACUCUACUAUGGUGAAUAUAUGAACUAUGGACCCAGUGCAGGCCUAGGCAGCAGGGUCCAGUGGCCGGGUUUUCAUCUGUUGAACAACUCCGCUCAGGCCGCCAACUUCACGGUGACCGAAUUCAUAGCCGGAAACCUGUGGCUGCCGUCGACCGGGGUGAAAUAUUCAGCAGGAUUAGCAGUUUAAAGCAGUGAAAAGAGAGUAUAUAUAUAUAUAUAUAUAAUGACACUAUUGAGUUUGCAACUUCCAAGUCUCUAGCGUCUAGUAAAUUGAUUUCUCCAAAAGCAACGAGUCUUUCCAUGUUACCAUAUAUUUUUGGUAAAUUUUAAUGGUCCCAAGGGUCUUUGUCUUCUAUAAUUGGACCCCAUCUCAACCACAUUCAAUGCUAUCAUGUGAUUUGUUCUUUGA